This is a messenger RNA of Conger conger (European conger), 7472 nucleotides long. Its product is annotated as protein kinase C alpha type. The coding region runs from base 172 to 2241 and encodes 689 amino acids. Gene Ontology annotation, molecular function: zinc ion binding; diacylglycerol-dependent serine/threonine kinase activity; ATP binding. Gene Ontology annotation, biological process: protein phosphorylation. Lineage: Eukaryota; Metazoa; Chordata; Actinopteri; Anguilliformes; Congridae. The record is from RefSeq and is a predicted model, not a curated record. The transcript has 19 exons.
UCUCUGUGUGAGCUGUCAUUAACUAGUUGUAGAGACAGUAAGGGGAAGCCUCUUAGACAGCGCAGGCUCUGGUUACACACCAGCAACGCUCCCGUUGCCUGAAACAAAUCGAGUAGUAUAGAUCAAUUGGCAAGCACACACCCGAAGCAGAGCAAGGGAAAUAAGACUGCCAUGGCUGAUGUUAUACAAAUGAACGAGUCGUCUUCAUCUGACGUUGCGAACCGAUUCGCUCGCAAAGGGGCUCUACGGCAGAAAAAUGUGCAUGAAGUAAAGAACCAUAAAUUUAUUGCCAGAUUUUUCAAGCAGCCGACCUUCUGCAGUCACUGCACGGACUUCAUCUGGGGUUUUGGAAAGCAAGGUUUCCAGUGCCAAGUUUGCUGCUUCGUGGUCCACAAGAGGUGCCAUGAGUUCGUCACCUUCUCCUGUCCCGGGGCCGACAAGGGUCCUGACACAGACGACCCCAGAAGCAAACACAAGUUCAAGAUCCACACCUACGGGAGCCCUACCUUCUGUGACCACUGCGGCUCUCUCCUCUAUGGGCUCAUCCACCAGGGGAUGAAAUGUGACACGUGUGACAUGAACGUGCACAAGCAGUGUGUGAUGAACGUGCCCAGCCUGUGUGGGACGGACCACACCGAACGGCGGGGCCGCCUCUUCCUCAAGAUCGAUGUCACCGGAGAGUCCAUGCAUGUGACCGUGGGAGAGGGGAGGAACCUGAUCCCGAUGGACCCCAACGGCCUGUCAGAUCCGUACGUGAAGCUGAAGCUCAUCCCGGACCCCAAGAACGAGACCAAGCAGAAGACCCGCACCAUCCGCUCCUCCCUCAACCCCACCUACAACGAGUCCUUCACCUUCAAGCUGAGGACCAUGGAUAAGGACCGCAGGCUGUCUGUCGAGAUUUGGGACUGGGACCGGACCACCAGGAAUGACUUCAUGGGCUCCCUGUCCUUUGGGGUGUCGGAACUGAUCAAGUCACCUGUGUGUGGCUGGUACAAGCUGCUGAAUCAGGAGGAGGGCGAGUAUUACAACGUGCCCAUCCCUGACGAGGACGACGGCAACCUGGAGCUCAGGCAGAAGUUUGAGGACUGCCAAAUUAAUUUCCACUUCCUCAAGGAUCACAGUCUGGAAGACUCUGAUAAGAAAGCCAAGCUCGGGCCCGGGAAGAAAGUGAUCACCCCUUCCGACGACGGCAGGAGCCUGCCCUCCAACAACGUCGACCGCGUCAAACUCAACGACUUCAACUUCCUGGCGGUGCUGGGGAAGGGCAGCUUCGGCAAGGUGAUGCUGGCGGAGAUGAAGUCCACCGAGAAGCUCUACGCCAUUAAGAUCCUGAAGAAGGACGUGGUGAUCCAGGACGACGACGUGGAGUGCACCAUGGUGGAGAAGAGGGUCCUGGCUCAGAGGGACAAGCCGCCAUUCCUCACCCAGCUGCACUCCUGCUUCCAGACCGUGGACCGUCUGUACUUUGUGAUGGAGUAUGUAAACGGAGGAGACCUCAUGUACCACAUCCAGCAGGUUGGGAAGUUCAAGGAGCCCCAGGCAGUGUUCUACGCUGCAGAGAUCGCUGUUGGGCUGUUUUUCCUGCACAAGAAGGGGGUUAUUUACAGGGACCUGAAGCUGGACAACGUCAUGCUGGACUCGGAAGGCCACAUCAAGAUCGCAGACUUCGGGAUGUGCAAGGAGAACAUGUACGACAGCGUGACCACGCGCACUUUCUGCGGGACCCCCGACUACAUCGCCCCUGAGAUCAUUGCAUAUCAGCCGUAUGGUCGGUCAGUGGACUGGUGGGCGUACGGAGUUCUACUGUAUGAAAUGCUGGCCGGACAGCCUCCUUUCGACGGUGAGGAUGAGGACGAACUCUUCCAGUCUAUCAUGGAGCACAACGUAUCAUACUCCAAGUCCCUGUCCAAAGAGGCCGUGUCCAUCUGCAAAGGCCUGAUGACCAAACACCCCUCCAAGCGGCUGGGCUGCGGCCCGGAGGGGGAGAGGGACAUCAGAGAGCACGCCUUCUUCCGCCGCAUCGACUGGGAGCGGCUGGAGAACAGCGAGAUCCAGCCGCCGUUCAAGCCCAAAGUGUGUGGAAAAGCAGCGGAAAACUUUGACAAGUUCUUCACCCGGACCCAGCCCAUGCUGACACCUCCAGACCAGCUGGUCAUCGCCAACAUCGACCAGAGCGAGUUCGCCGGCUUCUCCUUCAUCAACGCUCAGUUCAUGCACCCCGCGGUACACAGCGUGGUAUGAGGGGGCGGAUCAACACGCUGGAACACCCGUCAACAGAGAAUCCACCCGCCCGGCCCCCUUCAGAAGAAAAUAUCAUAAAUUAACAAUCAAAACCCUGGGCUUUUUCCACAGAUAGAUACGUCUUUUCCACCAAGAGAAAGUCUGUCAUAAACAUAUCCAAAUAAGGAAAAGAAAUCCGGCAUCUUCAAUCCGGAUUAUGUCCGAAAUGCGUUUCUAAGUGGGCAUUUUAAAAAUCAAACUACCAGAAUUUUCGAAUAAAAUCCACCUGCAAUUUUCCGCUGUGUUUGGGCAAGACCGCCUCACUAGCCAGUGUGUGAGAGGUGCUUAAGAUUACUGGGUGUAACUCAAUCAAUCAGUGCUUUGUGCAACGACAGUAGCCAUGACAACAGAGGACUAACAACGAAAAUCUGUGGUUCCUAGUGUUUGCCCUCAAGUAAUUGGUCUUCCCAGCAGAGGAAAUCGGAGAUGACAUAUUGUGAGCGAAAUGCAAAAUGGCGCCGUGUAUUCGGGGUCAGCCUGAUGUUUUUCUGAGAUAGUUUACAUUUUGCGCGACCGCUCGUUGUUGGCAUUAGUCUGUGUGCGGUAGUAUUUGUGGCAUGGUGGGCGUUUGGAACCUUGCGUAGAGCUCCCCGCCUGUGUCCCCCCCCCCCCGUCUCUGGUUGCGUUGUGAGCCCAGAGGCGGCGCUCUGUGUAUGGAGUGAGUGCUCCUGCUGUCCAAGGGCCAGUCCGCUUCCCAGUCCCGCCGCUCCGUGUCGUUUGCGAUGGGAUGCGAAAGAUGUCUCCUUCCCGUCACGACGAGAGUCGCGCUCGCUACGUUUACCGCCCGUGUCCACGAAAAUGCGUUCCUGCACCUCCUCCCUCUUCUGACAAAGAAACUGUCUCUUAAAAAAAAAAAAUUACUUAAAAGCGUAGGGUCUUAUGGCAGAUGGUUGUCUUCGGUGUGCCAAAAAAAAGAGAAAAAAAAAAUUGUAUUAAAUUAUUUUUGUUUUGUUUUUUUCCAGCAAAGGGCUGGAAUUGGUGUCCCUGGCUAAAAAUAUGUAUCAGGAUUCUAGGCUUCCUGCCUCCCUCAGCAGAAGAAUGUGUCAGCUAAGGUGACCUCUGACUCAGUCCUGGUGUCUCCCAUGGGAUUAUGGGCGCCCUGGUAUGAACAGCAGCAGGCCAAUAUCCCCAAAGGAGUCUGUUCGUAAACAGACAAAUGUAUGCAGCUCCAAAAACAGGAAUGUUUUUAAUCAACAUAUUCAUCUAUCCAAGCACUUAAAUGCUAUUAUACUGUCAUAGGAACAACUAUUGAAGGGGGCAUUUUUACAGUGUAAAAUCCCGCUCUCUCCCUAUUCGUGACUAGACUGAAAUCUUAAACGUACAGAGACUGAAGCUUUUCCGGGCAGGAAAAGUGGUGUUUAUGUGUAACUAACGGGAAGUUUAGCGAUCCGCAUAUGCACCAUGCAAUACCGCGUUGCAUGACCAAGAUCUAACACCAUCCUAACAGUGUAUAACGGAGUAUUAUAUUAUUUUAAUGAAAUCCUAUGUGCUAUACUCGUGGAAGUCCUAAUUUGAUUUUACUGUAUGUUUCAAAAUGAUAUGAUUCUUUUCAUUGAUAUUUUAGGUUAGGUUUAAUGUCCUUUUUUCUGCUUCACAUAAUGUUGAGCAUUUUUUUUUUCCACUCAUGAAUUAGACAUUUAUAUUGUAACACAUUACAGAGUAUUAAGUAUUUUGUAAAUAUUAACAAGUUAUUUCAAAAAAAGUACCGCAACUUGCAGUUUUAUACCAAGAACUGAAUGUGCUUUUAUUACAUUAGAUAGUUUAAAAUUUAUAUGUAAAAUGACCCGAAAAAAUAACUUUGUAACAAUUGGGUAAAAUUAUUUAGCAGCUUUGAUAUCAAUAAAUCACAUACAAUGUCCUUAAGUCUUCAUCUUUCGCAGAUUUAUCAGACAUUUGUUUUGAUAGUUCGAUGUUUGGACAUAUCUGGACUUGACCUUGAUGUGUGAGCUGGUUGAAUGCAUACUUGCCUUGGUCCUACCGUUGACACAAUAUGUUUUUGCCUUCCUUAUCUGCAUGUAGUGGUAGGAAAUCGAUGCAUGUGUAUAGCAAGGUGUUGCAUGAUAUAAAGAUCACUGUCUUACAGCAUGGCAUUAAUGUGUCCCGUUCGGUCAGAUUCUGGUCAUACGAUAUGCUCCUGAUUCUGUUCCUUCACUUUUGUUUCAGCUAAAAUAUGUCACACUUUUGAGAAAGACUUAAGAUGAAUCCAUAUCUGGAGCUGAUGGUUGUUAGUAUAUGCCAGUCCUUACCGUUUAACUUUCCUUUUGUCCCCCCCCCCCUCCCCAAACUACUUGCUCACGUCCGUGCCAAACCGAUAACAGACCCCGUAAUAGCAGCCUUGCACUAGACAUAGACAGCUGUUCUGAUGAACCUGGGCAGCUCCAUUAUCUGAGUGAGUGUGGAAUCCGUGUUCGCCUUUGUGUCCGCCUCCAUGGCUCUGAGAUACUGUGCGCAGGGGUACAGUCACUGGCAGUCAAGUGCAGUGAACUAUGUCUGCAAAAAGUAAAAACUACAUUUUUAUCAAACCGCUAAUUACCCAGUCAGGCAAGUAAAACAAUUAUUUGCGAGGAGACUACCCUUUGAAAAGGUGGUUUUAGUCAAUCCGUCGUGUGUCCUACAGACUUCAUCCCUUCAAGAAAAGGGUGCACUGCAUCUGAGAAUACUGAAAUUCAGUAAAUCUUUGUUAAAGUAAUGAAACGUCCCGUAAAAAUCCAUCAGCGUAUAAAAACGACACCGUGCAUCAGCAGCCAAGGAGUGCUGUGGUUUCAUCAGUGGAGAACGGCAGGUUGUCCCAUUUCCCUUUUCCCAUGUCCUAUGAUUUCUGAGUCCUGAGGCCAUUUCAGGGUUACGGAGUGAGCCCGGUUCUGUAUUGAGUCCGGUGCACGGCGCGUAACGUGGCGAUGUGUGAUGUCAGCUCUCAGGCUGUUUAAACGCCCGGUGUCCUCACAGUGUCUGUGCCACGGUCCGGUCCGCACGCUCGCCCGUGCGCCUUUGUGAGGCGCUGGAGCGAGCUUAGCGCUAGUCAGCAGCGUAGCGGUAUCCGCUGCACCCUGCCAUCGCCUGCCUGCUGUAUCCCUGCAACUCUGAAUGAAGGAGUGCGUGACCCCGUCCCUUUUCCCCUCUGACUGCACCGCCAGGGUAUGAAUGCCUCUGUCCGUUUAUCUCCCCACAAUUCCACAGUGCCUGUUGUAUCUGCCCCCCCCCCCCUUCCUCCCCCUCCCUCCAGUGGAUAAGACACCUUUCCUCUCCCUCUGUAGAGUCAGCCAUUUUACCAAAGCCCCUUACUGAGGUAUUUGUGCUCAGACUGAUCCAAUCAGUUCCACAGAAAACGUGGUUUCCUCCUGUUUCUUACUGACCGUAGAGUAAGAGGACAGAUGGAUCAAAUCUGUGGCUUUUGUCUUUUCUAAAUGUCCUAUUUUUUCUUUUGGACUUUUUAAAUUUACAGAUAUGAAAAAUAUACAUUCUAUCGCAUUGAGAUACAAUUCUUAAAUGUUAGGCUUAAGUUACCCAUGAACUCAUUCACCAGUUUUUGUGUCCGUAGUACCAACCGGUUUGAUAUGUUUCUGUAGUGUACCCUUCUUUGGUGUUUUUUCAGUAAAGGAGGUAGUUGUCUGAAUUUGACUGGUGUGUUGUUCUCACAUAGAGCACGGUAUCAACAACGUGGAGGUUGCCUUAUUUCAUAUAGUCAACUCCUCUCUUGUGUUAACACACGCAUAAAGCAUUUAUACCCUGUACAUAAUAGGUUGAAUAUCUACACCCUGUGAAAGAAGGAUUUACAGUAUAGUAUUUUGCUAUGUCGUACGUCAACUCCUCUUAACCUGAAGCGAAUCCAGACUGCAUACCUUGUAAUCAGUAACGGUGUCUGUACCUAUUGUAUGAUAAUGAACAUAAACAAAAUAAAUAAGGAGGUUUUACAGCAAAUAUGUACAUCCUUUAAUUUUUUUUUAAUAUUUACAUUUGCUGUAAAUAGUGUUUCUCCCACCUUGCAUCAUUUAACAUUCUCUGUUGUCAGUGGUGUGGAUAGCAUUGUCUGUGUAUGGACAGAGCUCCCCUCUCUCUGUUGUUUCUCGUCUGUUUCUCACUUGUGGACAUGGACGAGCAUGUUCGGUAAUAGCAUGAAUGGAACAGCACGUUUUUUCUUUUUUCGACAGGCUCAGCCCAUGCUGUGCUUUGUUCUGUCGAUUUUAAUGUUUUGUUUCCUGAAUCCUGUUUCCUUCUGUAUUUAGUGCCACUACCCAAUAUGUGGGAAUAAUCCUGAGAACUGAAGUUAACUUAGAGGUUAUCUCUUUAUUGCUUUGCGUACAGUAGGACUAUUUCAAUUACAUUUCAUCUUGGAAGAUUUUACAAAUUUUCAGAGCAAAGGAAGGAGUUCUAAAAUAAAAAUGAUUAUAUGGGUUAUGGAAUAUUUUUCACAGGUGUGAACACGAAUGACUUUUUAUUGAACAGAGGGAAGGGGGGAGAGGAAACUCUACAAACCCAACAGAAUGGAAAAGAGAUAACGGUCACUGAAGGCUUGCAUGAGGUUUGGACAGGUCUAGAAUGUUCCGGGGCAAGUCACCGAGAACACUUCUUUAACAACGUGCAUCUGCAGAGAGGUGGCCACUACUACAGUGAGUCUCGGUCAGAUGCGUUUACACGGGAGAGAGAGAUCCUUCACAUUCCACGUACAGAAUGAGAGAUCUUUGCCGUGCGUCUGGGAGCGUGCCGCAGAAGAAGGCAUUUCCCGGCGAGAAUGUCUGCGCUGUGCAUCCCUGUCAGAGCUGGAAGGUCCUUUGGGGACAGAGAGAUCCUUUAAGGGCAAACUGCCACAAUAAUCUAUCAAACGCCUCUUCACAUAAAGGGACGAGGCAAGGAGAGGCAGAAGAACCCAAGGAGUCGCCUUGUUACUGUCUGGGGCGUUGGUGACAUGGUGCUUGAUUACGGUGAAAAUCUGUAGCAUGCGUCUCAGUACUGCCGGCAGUGGCCACCUCUCUGUAGACCGCAGUUGAAUAUUUGCUUGUUUUUUUUAUCUAAUUAUUUCAGACAGUCCUCUCUAUAAAUGACUAUCAUUGUUGUUACUAUCAUUAUUAAUAUUAUUAUUGUCAUUCUGUUAUUUUGUUUUGUCCCCAUCCUUUGUUUUGCAUGUUCUGCUAUGUUCCUGUUAAUUGUAGUAUGAAGGAUACUGUGUACAAAUAAAGGUAUGACAUCUAAAUCUA